ACUCAUUCGAGCCCCAGGAGGGUGAGGAGUCCGAGGGCUGCUCCAAUUCGCUGAAGUUUGUCUGUGCACUAGCACCCUGGAAUGAGCAGUCUCCAGGCCAUGAAGACCUUGUCCCUGGUCCUGCUGGUGGCCCUGCUGAGCACGGAGAGAGCUCAGGGUCUGCGCUGCUAUGGAUGGUUGGCGGUCUUGGAAGGGGCCUCCUGCAGCAUGGUCUUGUGCCCCUUCCUGGAUGGGGUCUGUGUCUCCCAGAAAGUGAGCGUCUUUGGCAGUAAAGUGAGAGGGGAGAACAAGCUCUCCCUCCUCUCCUGCCAAGACGUCGGAUUCCCCCUGCUGAAACUUACAAGUGCCGUCGUGGACUCCCAGAUCUCCUGCUGCAAGGGAGACCUCUGCAAUGCGGUGGUCCUGGCAGCCGGCAGCCCCUGGGCCCUGUGCGUACAGCUCCUGCUCAGCCUGGGGUCAGUCUUCCUCUGGGCCCUGCUGUGAGGGCCUUUCCCGCCCUCUCCCCCGAAGGCCUACCCUCUGUCCCUGUGCGUCACCAGCUGCUUGGUUUUGAACAGCUGCUUCACUGAACUGCAGGAAUUCUGGUGUGGCUUUUCAGCCAUGAGAUCAGGGGAAGGAUGUGGCCA
Messenger RNA from Pan troglodytes (chimpanzee), 626 nucleotides. It is a transcript of the gene LY6S, whose product is annotated as lymphocyte antigen 6 family member S. Gene Ontology annotation, cellular component: plasma membrane. Gene Ontology annotation, molecular function: acetylcholine receptor inhibitor activity; acetylcholine receptor binding. Lineage: Eukaryota; Metazoa; Chordata; Mammalia; Primates; Hominidae. Gene Ontology annotation, biological process: acetylcholine receptor signaling pathway. The record is from RefSeq and is a predicted model, not a curated record.